ACUCCUCCAGCAGCUCCUCCCUUCACCGACUCAAUAUGACUUCUCCAGAUCACACCGUUUGACCUACAGUUUAUUCACACUCACUGCAGAGUUUCUCUACAGAACAACAGCUGCGUUCAACAUUUCAAGAGUGUCAGGACAUGAUCAUUGUCAUAUUUCUCUUGUGAAACUGUUAGGAGAUCUGUUGAAGAAAAUGUUUAUUUUCUACUUUUUGUUCUCAUGGAAUCUGGCUGCGUCUCCAUCUGUUAUUGCUGGAGCUGAAGCUGAAAUGAAGAGUGUGUCAGUGAUGGAGGGAGAUUCUGUCACUCUGAACCCUGAUCUUUCUAAAAUACAAGGAAUGGUCCUGCUACUGUGGAGGUUUGGAGAGAAAGGUUCCACUAUCGCUCAGAUUGAUGGAAAUGAUAUCUUAUAUGAAGAUUAUGAGGUAUUUAGAGGCAGACUGCGGCUGGAUCAGACUGGAUCUCUCACCAUCACAAACGUCAGAACCAAUCACUCUGGACUUUAUAAAGCAGAAGUCAGCCACAACAGUGGAACCUCAUAUAUUAUGUUCAGGGUUACUGUCUAUGAGUCUCCAUCUGUUAUUGCUGGGGCUGAAACUGAAUUGAAGAGUGUGUCAGUGACGGAUGGAGAUCCUGUCACUCUUCAUGUUCCUCAAAUACAAGGAGAUGAGCUGAUAGUGUGGAGGUUUGGAGAUGAAGGAAAACUCAUAGCUAAAGCUGAUAUAGAGACCAAGAGCUCAUCAUUAUAUGAUGAAACUGAUGAGAGAUUCAGAGACAGACUGCAGCUGAAUCAUCAGACUGGAUCUCUGACCAUCACAAAUACCAGAACCACAGACUCUGGAGAAUAUAAAGUGAAGAUCAGCAGCAACAAACAGACUUUAUACAAGAGAUUCACUGUUACUGUCAGCGCUGUUCCAGUUCCAGAUUCAGGUUUCUCUGGAGCUGCUGUAACAGGGAUUGUUAUUGGUGUUCUGCUGCUGGCUGUAGCUGUAGCUGGUGUGAUGUACUACUACCGUCGCCCCAUUACCACUAAUCUACCAAACCAAACAUGUAAGUAUUACAGCUGAUACAGCAAGAGAGAAAACAUUGAGAUUUAUUGUGGUUCAGUAGAGUUUAAAUAAAUAGGAUGAUUUUUCAGUCAACAUUUCUGAUUUUUUUCAAAUUCUUGUGUCUGCUUGUAAUUGAUGCUGUAAUUAAUGUAGUGUGUGAUUGAGCAGAAUUACAUAAAUACACUAAUUACUGAAUCAGUCUCUUUAAAAUGCUGAAUUCAAGAUGUUUUUGAUGAUCUGUAUUGUGGUUCAGUAGAGUUUAAAUGUAUAAUAUGAUUUUUCAGUCAACAUUUCUACUUGAACCAUAAGUUUUGCUUGUAAUUGAUACAAAAAUUAAUGAAGUGUGUGAUUGUCCAG
Messenger RNA from Carassius auratus (goldfish), 1405 nucleotides. RefSeq lists its product as uncharacterized. The record is from RefSeq and is a predicted model, not a curated record. Lineage: Eukaryota; Metazoa; Chordata; Actinopteri; Cypriniformes; Cyprinidae. The transcript is spliced from 6 exons. Bases 194 to 1066 code for a protein of 290 amino acids.